AUGCAGUAUUUUCUGGUGAAUGCAAUGCGUAUCGUAAGGAUACAUACGCAGACGUAUCCGUCUAUACCUUCGAAAUUGGCCGAUGAGUGCUACCUUGAAGCUGAAAAUAACUGGAUGAUCUGUGUAGGCAGUGUGUUCUGCGGUGUAUUCAAACUUGUAGUUCUGUUCUUUGCAGAGGCAGAGUAUCACGAAGGUGACGAUGUUGCGGUCUCUGUGGGCAAAUAUAAAGUUCAAGAUGUAGACUACGGAUAUGGGCGAGGAUCUGCUCGAUUCCCUAUGAUCACCCUGAAACACGGCAUGAGAAACUGUGAAGAAAUGCCGUUCCAGGGCCGUUUUUCAGGACGAUUAGGAGGAAUUGAGUGGGAUCACGUCCAUACUCGCAAACUACCCCCCGAACUCUAUGCUCGCCCCCAGGGAUUCCAACAUAGGUUCCUCCUCUUCCGAUAUAUCCGUUACAUCAUUUUGCUUGCUGUACGCGUGUCCAUGGACAUGAAGAUGGUUUUUUAA
Messenger RNA from Necator americanus (New World hookworm), 507 nucleotides. RefSeq lists its product as uncharacterized. The record is from RefSeq and is a predicted model, not a curated record. Bases 1 to 507 code for a protein of 168 amino acids. The transcript has 6 exons. NCBI's taxonomy places the organism in Eukaryota, Metazoa, Nematoda, Chromadorea, Rhabditida, Ancylostomatidae.